Sardina pilchardus (European sardine) is the source of this 864-nucleotide messenger RNA. RefSeq names its product zinc-binding protein A33-like. The transcript has 5 exons. Gene Ontology annotation, cellular component: cytoplasm. The coding region runs from base 1 to 864 and encodes 287 amino acids. Gene Ontology annotation, biological process: protein ubiquitination. Gene Ontology annotation, molecular function: protein binding; ubiquitin protein ligase activity; zinc ion binding. The record is from RefSeq and is a predicted model, not a curated record. Lineage: Eukaryota; Metazoa; Chordata; Actinopteri; Clupeiformes; Clupeidae.
AUGUCCAAGUCGCGGACCGCAGGGGGAGCAGAGGGAAGUCAGAGAACUCCAGAGUCUGAGGCUCUCUGUCAUCUGCACGGUGAGAAACUCCAUCUCUUCUGUCAGGAGGAUCAGCAGCCUGUGUGUUUGGUGUGUCGAGAUGCUGAGACACACAAUAAUCACAAAUUAAGACCCUUAUGUGAUGUGGCAUUUGAAUACAAGUGCACUCUGGAGGAUCCAAAAAUUUUUUCAGGAGUUCUGAUUGAUGUGGCAAAACACCUGUUCAACCUUAAGUUCAGAGUCUGGGAGAAGAUGCAGUGUGUGGCUGAAUAUGCUCCUAUAAAUCUGGAUCCCAACACUGCACACCGAAGUCUCAUUCUAUCUGAGGAUCUGAUGAGUGUACAAUACAGUGAACAGGGGCAACAGCUUCCUGACAACCCAGAGAGAUUUGAUGAGCACCAGAGUGUCUUGGGCUCUGAGGGCUACACCUCAGGGAUACACUGCUGGGAUGUGGAGGUUGGAGACAACCCACACUGGGAACUGGGUGUGAUGUUAGAUUCUGCCAAGGUUAAGGGAGAGGAUGAGGAUGAGUACUCAACCAGUCGCUGGAUUCUGUAUUAUGCUAAUAAUGAAUAUGGCACCGAGCCCCUCAAACCCAUCAAAGUGAAACAGAAACCCAAAAGGAUCAGAGUGCAACUGAACAUGAACAAAUCAAGGGUUUCAUUCAUUGACCCUGAUAAUAACACACAGUUGCACACAUUCACACAUAGGUUUUGGCUUUGGAACGACGAAAAAAAAGUGUUUCCCUAUUUUAAAACAAUGUCUUCUCUGAAAAUCUUACCAAUGAAGGAUUCAGUUGCAGUUACAGUAGAGCAGCCCAGUUAG